Aphanomyces invadans is the source of this 1076-nucleotide messenger RNA. RefSeq lists its product as hypothetical. The transcript has a single exon. The record is from RefSeq and is a predicted model, not a curated record. NCBI's taxonomy places the organism in Eukaryota, Oomycota, Saprolegniomycetes, Saprolegniales, Verrucalvaceae. The coding region runs from base 10 to 978 and encodes 322 amino acids. Gene Ontology annotation, molecular function: translation initiation factor activity; guanyl-nucleotide exchange factor activity. Gene Ontology annotation, cellular component: guanyl-nucleotide exchange factor complex; eukaryotic translation initiation factor 2B complex. Gene Ontology annotation, biological process: biosynthetic process; cytoplasmic translational initiation.
UGGCAAACGAUGGCGGAGUUCCAAGCAGUGAUCCUUGCCGGCGGUAGCGGCGUUCGACUGUACCCUCUGACAGAAGAGACCCCCAAGCCGCUGCUCCCCGUGAACAAUCACCCGCUCCUGUACUACCAACUCGCAUUGUUGGAGAAGUCAGGUUUCUCGGAUGUCCUUGUGAUCACGACAACGGAAAUGAAGGAUCAAAUCUGCGACUACACGCUUCGUCAAUAUGGCGGCAAGAUUGGAAUUGAUGUGGUUGCUGUCGAAGGUGAUGGAGGUGAGACUGCGGACGCCCUGCGCGCAGUAGCGGACCGCAUCCGUUCGGACUUCAUCGUGGUGGCUGGCGACCUCGUCACAGAUUGCGUGUUGCAGAAUGUGGCUGACUUGCAUCGCAUCAAUGACGCGAGCGUCACGAUGCUUCUCAAGCAGGAAAUGGUCGAAGAGCCUACGAAGGGCUCCAAGUCCAAGGAGAAACCACGUCGCGACCGGGAAAUGAUCGAUUGCAUCGGGUUGGUCGAGGCGGACUCGCGUGUCGUGCACAUCGCGCAUUCAAUCUUUGCGAACGACGACAUGGAAGGCAACGAGGACGUGGAAAUGCCGUUGGCUCUGCUGAAGCGACGACCGCGUAUCAACAUGCACACGGACCUGUACGAUGCCCACGUGUACAUUUUUCCCCAUUGGGUCUUGGACCUGCUGCAUGAAAAGAAACACAUCGCCAGCAUCAAGGCCGACCUGAUUCCCCACUUAGUGCGCCGGCAAUUUCGUGGGCCCCAAGCACUCGCCGAGUCAGUGCGGGGCAAGUUGCAAAGCCCCCAGCACGUUGCGAACGACCUGAGCGUGUCGUGCGGCGGCAAAGACGAGGACGACGUGAUGAAGGUGUUUGCAUACAUCCUGCCUUCGAACGCGUACUGCGAGCGAGCAGACACAAAGGAAGCGUACAAUGCCAUGACGAAAGAGGUCAAGUCCAAGUGGAGGUUGCAAUGAGUUCGUUCGCAAUUUCUACAAUGGUGGGAACUGGUGAAAAAUAUACCGAAAAUGGAAUGUUUUCGAUGAAAUUUUCACGUUCUUUUCACAUGUUUUCG